AUGGGUCAGACUCUAUCGGAGCCCGUUGUCGAAAAGACUUCGGAGAAGGGUGAGGAUGAGCGCCUCAUCUACGGUGUUUCGGCCAUGCAAGGCUGGCGCAUUAGUAUGGAGGAUGCUCACACCGCAGUACUCGACCUCGACUCAGCCAAGUCUCACUCCAGCAAGCUGUCCUUCUUCGGUGUUUUCGACGGACACGGUGGUGACAAGGUGGCACUAUUUACCGGCCAAAACAUUCACAACAUUAUCUUCAAGCAGGAGACCUUCAAGUCUGGUGACUAUGCUCAGGGUCUGAAGGACGGUUUCCUCGCGACCGAUCGCGCUAUUCUCAACGACCCAAAGUACGAAGAAGAGGUUUCCGGUUGCACAGCCUGUGUCAGCUUGAUCGCUGGCAACAAGCUCUAUGUUGCCAACGCUGGUGAUUCGAGAGGUGUUCUUGGUAUCAAGGGUCGUGCCAAGCCUUUAUCUCAGGACCACAAGCCCCAACUCGAGAACGAAAAGAACCGAAUCACAGCUGCCGGUGGCUUUGUCGACUUCGGCCGAGUGAACGGAAACCUCGCCCUCUCGCGUGCUAUUGGUGAUUUUGAAUUCAAGAAGAGUGCUGAGUUGUCCCCCGAGAACCAAAUUGUCACAGCCUACCCCGAUGUUGAGCAACAUGAUCUUACAGAUGAGGAUGAAUUCCUGGUUAUCGCUUGUGAUGGUAUCUGGGAUUGCCAAUCCUCUCAAGCCGUGGUUGAGUUCGUCCGACGAGGCAUCGCUGCCAAGCAGGAGCUCGACAAGAUUUGUGAGAACAUGAUGGACAACUGUCUUGCCUCCAACUCCGAGACCGGUGGCGUUGGCUGCGACAAUAUGACCAUGGUCAUCAUCGGCUUCCUCAACGGAAAAACCAAGGAAGAGUGGUACGAGGAGAUCGCCCGCCGGGUCGCCAACGGAGAUGGCCCAUGUGCUCCUCCCGAGUACGCCGAAUUCCGAGGACCUGGAGUCCACCACAACUUUGAGGAUAGCGACAGUGGCUAUGAGAUGGAUCCUGAAAACAAGGGACGAAGCUUUGGAGUUGGUGGGUACCGAGGCCGGAUCAUUUUCCUCGGCGAUGGCACUGAGGUUCUCACGGAUUCAGAUGAUACAGAAAUGUUUGACAACGCCGACGAAGACAAAGACCUCGCCAGCCAGGUCACCAAAAACCCGUCAUCCGCCGAGAAGGACACCGCUCCUGUAACUGCCCCUGGCGCCGCCGCCGCCGCCGAUAACGCUUCCGCCGAUACGAAACCCGCCGAUGCAACCGUUACGAAGCCUACCGACAAGGACGCAGCGGAGGAAGUGAAGAAGGAGGCCAGUGCCCAGGAAAUCAAGAAGGAAGAAUAG
Messenger RNA from Fusarium fujikuroi IMI 58289, 1359 nucleotides. RefSeq names its product probable protein phosphatase 2C. The coding region runs from base 1 to 1359 and encodes 452 amino acids. Gene Ontology annotation, molecular function: protein serine/threonine phosphatase activity; cation binding. NCBI's taxonomy places the organism in Eukaryota, Fungi, Ascomycota, Sordariomycetes, Hypocreales, Nectriaceae. Gene Ontology annotation, biological process: protein dephosphorylation. The record is from RefSeq and is a predicted model, not a curated record. The transcript is spliced from 7 exons.